This is a messenger RNA of Daldinia childiae, 576 nucleotides long. RefSeq lists its product as uncharacterized. The coding region runs from base 1 to 576 and encodes 191 amino acids. The transcript has a single exon. The record is from RefSeq and is a predicted model, not a curated record. Lineage: Eukaryota; Fungi; Ascomycota; Sordariomycetes; Xylariales; Hypoxylaceae.
AUGUCGGAUGAUCUAGGCUGUUCAGAUGAAUUCGACGAUUUUGGACUCGACGGCUCCGUAUUGUCCAAGGCCAUGCGCCGACGGGAUCGGUCAUCUGCCGGACAAACCUCACAAGGCCCAUCCUCGCCUUUGUCUUGUAGUGAUUCUAACGCCGUAUCGAGUACCACGUCUAAACAAACGACGGCAGAGCGCAAGCGUCGCCGGUUAGAAGAGAAAGAGCUCCGAAAAGAGCAGAGACAGAAAAAUAAAGAAAAGGCGAUAGAAAAGGGCAAAGGAAAAGAGGCAGCAAUAGACGACAACCAGGGAGCGGAGAGUGCACAAGAUAGGGAGAAGGGCAAGGAUACCGAAGGCAAGAAAAAAGAAAGUAGUUGGAGCAAAAAGACGGCCUCUGGGUUUAUGGUGAGACAAAUCCACGAUAUUAAGCUGAAGCAUCCGAAGCCGAGGAGACCAGGUCAAAUAAAAAAGAUUGUCAACAUGUACAAGGACAAGUCUACCAGCGGGAUCAGACUCGGCAAGGGAAGCGGUAUUAGCUCCGGGUCAGGUACUACGGGUGCCGCAGGCGCGUCAAGCAACUGA